CCCGCCGAGCCACGGCGCAGGCUCCUUCAGCCAAAGCGAGGGCAAAGGUCAAGAGGCGGCCUCGCGCAGGCGCAGGGCACCGCCGACCCGGAAGCAAAGCGCGGCCGCCAGACGGGGAGGGAAGAAGGCCGUCCUUCCUCUUUGUUUCUCAUUGGAGCAGAGCGCCGCUGAGGGCGUGGCCUAAGGGAAGCUACAGCGCCGCGGUUCCGAGAGUCCCGCCCCUACGCCGUUACCAUGGCAGCGGGCCUGCGAGGAUCCGAGGGGCUUCGCUCCACAAGGCCGCGCGCGGGAGUCGGCGGCGUCCGGGCUUCCUCGUCGCUGCGCCGCGCCCCGCUUCCCCCGGGGGCUCGAGGCGGGAGCGGGAGCUGCGCUUCUCCCCCCCCCCCCGCCCUCUCCACCUCGUCCUCGCACAACAACCCCGCGAGGCGGGCCGAGAGUGACUAGCUUUGGUUUCGUCAUCAGCUCGUUUUAAAUGACUGAAGCGGGAAAGGGGGUCACAAACCCUCUUAUCAUUCUGGUGUAUUAAUCUAUGGUUAUUAUUAAAUUUAUGUGCUGCGUCAGGAAAAUUGGGCAUCACAUGGCAGGACAGAUAUGCUCUCCCAAGCCCACAUUCCCAGCAUGUUCCCACUCCUGUCUCAGCAACAUCUACCUGUCUUGGUCACGUCCGCAGAAUGGAAGACGGCAGGAUCCCCAAGGACGUGCUCUGCCAGGAGCUGGCUUCAGGCACCAGGCCAACGCUGCGUUACAAAGAUGUCUGCAAAUGGGACAUGAAGGCUGGCAAUAUCAACGCUGCCGUGUGGGCAUUCCUUGCAGGCAACCACAGUAAAAAGGGUGAAGGACCCCUGGGUGGUUAAGUCCAGUCAAAGGUGACUAUGGGGUUGCAGCGCUCAUCUCACUUUUCAGGCCGAGGGAGCCAGCGUUUGUCUACGGACAGCUUUCCGGGUCAUGUGGCCACCAUGACCAAACCACUUCUGGUACAAUGGAGGACUGUGAUGAGUGUCAGAGCACACAGAAACACCGUUUAGCUUCCUGCCGCAGUGGUACCUAUUUAUCUACUUGCACUGGUGUGCUUUCAAACUGCUAGGUUGGCAGAAGCUGGGACAGAACAACGGGAGCUCACCCCCAGAUUCAAACCACCGACCUUCCGAUUGGGAGCCCAAGCGGCUCAGUGGUUUAGACCACAGCACCACCUGCUCCCUACUACAACCACAGUGCCUGGAGACAGUCAGUCAGAUUGUGCAUCCAUAGUAGUGACCAGAGGAGGAAUGACCGCUGAGAGGAGCACAGAGAGAAGAAACACCGUGGUGCAGCACAACCAGAUGUCUUCAUCUGCCCCUGCUGCAAUAAAACAUGUCCCUCCUGUAUCAGUCUCUACAGCCGCAGCAGGCACUGCAACCUUCCAAGAGUUUCCCUUCACCCCCAAGGGCGCAUUCCUCCAUUGUCCUCAGAGACAGAGGGACCCAACCAACCAUACGCUGCCCUUCAUCAAAAGACCACAGGACAGGUUACAGCCUAAAACACAAAAUGCAUAAUAUAAUAAUGGGAAAAGGGAAAAACAACCCCCCCCACACACACACCUUAGAAAGCCAUAAAUUGUCAAAUGUCUGGCUGAAGAACAUUUUCACCUGGUGCCUAAAUAUAUGUAAUAAAAGGUGCCAUGCGAGGCUCCCCAAGGAGAGCAUCCUAAAGCAGGCAGGCCCUGCAGAAAAGGCCCCGUUAUCGUGUUGCCACCCUCCGGACCUCCUGUGAAGUGAGGGGCACACACAGAAGGGAAGCAAGAAGCCCCCUCAUCUCCAAGCAAACUUUGUGUGGCUGGCCAGCGAUCCCCCCACCCAGCAGAAGGCACCUUUUCCAAGGUCCAAGGUGGCGGCUGCCCAUUCUGGAGCCCAUGGUGCCUCUGACAGAGCUACAGCAGAUGCACAUUCAAACUUGCUGGCUAAAAGCUUUUGAGGACGCGGAAGCGAAUGGCAGGCUCAUUAUCAUCAGGUUCUUCACAGACUACCCUGACAGCAAGCAGUACUUCAAGAACAUCCCAACGGAAGGCGACCUGCUGAGGGACCCUGAGGUGGGCUCCCACGGCCGGAAGGUCAUGGUGGCUCUCAACCAGCUGGUUGAAAACCUGGACAACCGGAAGCAGGGCUGCCGGCUGCUGGAGCGCCUGGUGGAUAACCACAAGAACGUCCACCAAGUGCCGUCAGGGAUGUUCCAGCUUCUGUUUCAGACCAUUCUCUGCGUCUUCCAAGAACUCCUGGCAGAUGAGUUCACCAACGACAUGAAGCUCUCUUGGGAAAAGUUCUUUGACGCCGUCUUUGCAGAAGUAGAAGCCGCCUACAGUCGCCCCCUUCCGCCCUAGAGAAAGGAGGGGCAUCUCCCGGGUACCCUGCUCCCCGCUCUCUUCCCCCCUCCCCUUCUUACAUUUGUAUUGAUGGAAUAAAGAGGGCAGCAUUUACUUUCUGGA
Molecule: messenger RNA, 2458 nt
Organism: Podarcis raffonei (Aeolian wall lizard)
Lineage: Eukaryota; Metazoa; Chordata; Lepidosauria; Squamata; Lacertidae
Product: cytoglobin-1-like
Exons: 4
Coding region: 1889-2353 (154 amino acids)
Biological process (GO): oxygen transport
Molecular function (GO): iron ion binding; oxygen binding; heme binding
Source: RefSeq, a predicted model, not a curated record